CUUUUGUCAGUGUCCAAGAGUCCAAAUUGUCAUUAAGUGAAAAAUAGCUAUAGCUACCAAAAUGUCUGUUAAAAAACUUGAUACCUAGGUUAAGAAUUUUAGAUAAAAUAUGUAAUCAAUAACAUAAAGUAACAUAAAAACUCUUACUAAAUUAACAAUGACUACGUCUCCUACCAGAACAAAACAGAAAUUGUCUUUGCGGAAACGGUUAUUCGUAAAAAAGUCUCCUCGAGUCGGUUGCUAUGUUGAUACAGAAUCAAACGAUGAAUUUUCUCAGUCCACGUCUCGGCCCAUAUCGCCCGCGGAUCCUUUUUUAGCUCAAAGUGCGCAGCAUAUCGAAACCAGUGUAGAAGCGAUAGAUAAUCAACGAAAUGCUAGUGCUGAACCACUUUCCCAGAAUAGUAGUCACGGUGUCAGUCACAACCAAAGAGAAGAGGAGAUCAACCCUAAAUGCUGCCGUACCUUCUUUAGAAGAUCUCGACCCAAGAGCUUAGUAGAUGGAGGUCAUUCCAAAGAUGAACAGUGUCCAGAUACAUCCAGAGGUUGCAGUCCAGUAUCGAAUUCUAUUAAUAGUUUAAGUGACCAAACUAUUUCUCAAACGAAAUCAGACGAAAUACCCAAAGCAACUAUCAAAUUUCCUAAAAGUGAUGAUUCAAAAAAGAGCUUUGAACAUUCUGGUUCAUUUGAGGGCAUCAAAACAAAAAAUAAACUCUUUGUCAAACGUUUAUCAGCUGAUCAUCUGAUUUCUACUGAAAGCAAACCACUAUUUCGUUCUUCAUCUCCCGAGAGUGAUAGGAGUAGUUCUCUAGAUCGUAAAAGAAGAAGUAAAUCAACAAUAACCCGGUCUGCUUCUCGUGCGGGUAGCACUGAUAGCUUAGCACGUAACUCUUUGCUUGCUGCACAGGUGCUACGCCUCAUACCCACACAAGAAGCUCGUGAAAGAAAUUACCUUUAUGGUAGACUUGCCUCACAUUCACUCCUCGGCGCAGCUGAACUAGAACAUGUUUUUCCUGAUAGAGAAGUCAAGAUAUUUGUUGGCUCAUGGAACAUGAAUGGGCAAGCACCGCCAAGAGAGUUGGCUGAUUUUAUAUUUCCCGACCAAAUUAAACAUGUACCAGACGUGUUUGCUAUAGGAACUCAAGAGUCAUACUCAGAACGUACUGAAUGGGAGAUAACCAUACAGGAGCUUUUGGGACCAUCUCAUUUGUUACUACAUUCAUAUUAUCUAGGUACAAUACAUCUUGCGAUAUUCAUCCGGAGAGACUUAAUCUGGUUCUGCUCUCUGCCCGAAGACGCCAGUUUGUCGGUCCGUCCCGGGACAGCGUUUCGUACGAAGGGCGCCGUAGCGAUCUCCUUCGCUCUAUUCGGAUCGACCUUUCUGUUCGUGACCGCCCAUUUGACGGCGCACCAAGAGAAGGUCAAAGAAAGGGUUUCGGAUAUAAAGAGAAUCAUCAGAGCUAUUGAUUUACCGAAGAACUUACCGUGUCGUCACAAGAGUAAAGAUGUCACGAAUAAUUUCGACUACGUGUUUUGGUGUGGGGAUCUUAAUUUUAGACUGGGCGAGCCGAGAGCAGCGGUGCUGAGAUGGAUCGAACAAACUCAGUUUCCUUUGCCUCCGUACUUACCUCAUGGGCUUUUGCACGCCGACCAACUGACAGCCGUAUUAGAGGACGGCGCUGCAUUCAGGGACUUCAGAGAGGCCCCGAUAACAUUUCCUCCUACUUACAAGUACGAUCCCGGAAGUCAACAAUUCGACACGUCGAGCAAACAGAGGGCGCCAGCGUACACGGACCGGAUACUGUAUAAAUCGAGAACCAUGGCCAAUAACUCUACCUCGGCCUUUUCAGGUCUUCGUCGCAUCAGCGCGGUCCCGGUGUCGUCAGGCGUGAAGUGUCUCGCGUACAACUCUGUGCAGUCGGUGUGCACGAGCGACCACAAACCGGUCUGGGCUUUGUUCUCCACGACGCUGCGUCCCGGCACCGAUGUAGUGCCAUUAGCUGCUGGCUUAUUCAAUCGUGAAGUUUACCUGGAAGGUAUAAAACGCCGGCGGGCACUCCUCGACCACGCCCCCGGUACGUCAGCCGUUUGCAACGUACAAUAAUAAACAUUUGAAAUUAUAGUGAUGGGAAUAGUAUCCUAUCGAUAAUUGGAUUAGUCACAAAAUUCGAUGUUCAAUAGAUAUAUGCCGUGAAGGAACUCUAUAAACAUUAAGUACAAAUAGUUUAAAAUUCUAGCUUAACUUUCAUUGUCCCGAAUCGAAUUCAAUCUAUCGUUUUAACCAAUAAAAACACUAAGCGUGAUGGGAUGAAACAACAUGUUGAAAAGAUUUUUAACAACAAUGGCAACAUUAUAUCGUUUUAAAUUAUUUCGAUUUUGUGUUAAUGAGCGUUAAGCUUUAAGAAAUUACUCAUUUUCUCGUAAUUUAUAUAAGUAGCAAAAAGUAAUAAUUAAAACUGGAACUUUAUUUUUUAACAGGACAAUAAAUAAACCUUACCAAAGUAAAUUCAAACGGAUUACGAAUAUCAUCUUCGUUAACGUAAUUUAUAAAGGAAAAAGACAUUUAAUUGUAGCACGUGUUUUUUUGUGUGUUAUUUAUUAGUUUAAGUUGAAAUGAGUGCAAUGAAUUUAAUUUUUAUUCAGUCGUAUAACUGUUAAUUUAAAAAAAAACCUUCAUUAGAUGCAGGUUUUGAAAAAUGUUCUAUCGAUUAAAAAUCAAUUGAUUUUUAUCGGCGAAAUUCAAUUUUUUAGCCUUAUUGAUGUUAAAAAAAUAUUAAUCGAUAAAAAAUGAAUUAAAUUGCGUUCGCUUCUUGAUUGCAUCAUUUCAGUGAUGCGUAAAGGUUACACAAUAAACUUUGCUAGUUAAAAAAUAAAAAAUUAAUGAACAGACUUUGUUUAUGUUUGGAAAGAGACAUAUCAACAAGAACAUUUUGUUUAGUUUCAAAUAGAAUAUUUAGUUUUAGUAAAACACAUCAAAGAUGUCAAAUGUACGCUAGACGGUUUUAUUUAUUAAUUAUUAAUUUUCAUCACAAAAUAAUGUUUAUUUGUUCGAGAGUACGAAUCCUUAUUCCACUUUUGUGCGAAGAAAAAAUUAAAAACAAAUCUAGUCAUUAUCCAAAAAUCGAACGUCAGUAUUCACAAAGAUAAUUAUAUUUUAUUUACAUUGUUAAUAUCAAAUAGAGAUUAAGC
This is a messenger RNA of Bombyx mori (domestic silkworm), 3186 nucleotides long. It is a transcript of the gene INPP5E, whose product is annotated as inositol polyphosphate 5-phosphatase E. Lineage: Eukaryota; Metazoa; Arthropoda; Insecta; Lepidoptera; Bombycidae. Gene Ontology annotation, molecular function: phosphatase activity. The coding region runs from base 158 to 2101 and encodes 647 amino acids. The transcript is spliced from 10 exons. The record is from RefSeq and is a predicted model, not a curated record. Gene Ontology annotation, biological process: phosphatidylinositol dephosphorylation.